AUGGCGGGAAGAGGAAAGCCGGAAAAGUUUGCGACCAUAAUAGUUCGAGUUUUCAACAGCGACAACCCGGGAGGAAUGGAUGCAGACCAACAGGCACCGUCGUCGCUAUCAUCGACGGCGACGCGGUUAGGCAGAGCCCUCGGCGGUAUAUUCAAAUCAGCGUCGAAACGGGUAAAGCGAAACUUCAACAGAAUACCAAUAGCACUCAUCGCACUUUUAGUUGGCGUCGCCUUGACGGCGUUCUUUCCGCAUCCGGAAUCGCCUGGAGACGCUUUCAUCACGUUUACGAUUGUAACGUUGGGUGAGUUUUUGAGUUCUAUUUUAUACAGCGAAAAGAAUCAAGGAGGCUUUUUACGUUGGGCAAAGUACGGAGAAUCCGUUCCGAUACUCCUCAACGCGUUCAAAAUUGGCGUUUUCUACGGGUUGUUUAUCGACGCGUUUAAAGUUGGAAGUUAG
Molecule: messenger RNA, 456 nt
Organism: Bathycoccus prasinos
Lineage: Eukaryota; Viridiplantae; Chlorophyta; Mamiellophyceae; Mamiellales; Bathycoccaceae
Exons: 1
Coding region: 1-456 (151 amino acids)
Source: RefSeq, a predicted model, not a curated record